Molecule: messenger RNA, 894 nt
Organism: Cladocopium goreaui
Lineage: Eukaryota; Dinophyceae; Suessiales; Symbiodiniaceae
Source: the annotation of a GenBank genome assembly
AUGAUCUGGGGACAAAUUCCUCUCGUGGAGCAGGUGCUAGCUCCCAACGCCUCCUUCUUUGCCAAGCGCAUCUAUGUUGGCUGGCAGGUGGUCCCAGUCUUCGCAGAUGACGAGCAAAAGGCAGACACAUCCAAGGAGUUUCUCAAGGACUUCCAUGCUUGGAUGGGACGCAACGCGUCUGGGAACAUACAAUCCAGAUCCUUGGAUGGCUUUGCCCGAACAGUUUUCCGAGAGGCAGCCAAAGCUAUUCAAACAUUCCUUUCCGCCACCCACGGCCAAAUGCACGAACACUAUGAGCAGAAAUUGCGCUACUACGACACAGAAUGGCUCCGGUUUGCUAGCGCCUGCCAAAGAAUGGAAGACUUUUGCCAGUGGAAGCUGCAACGCCAGCAGGAUGAACGUACACAUCCAGAACGGCAGCAACCACAAGAUCCAGUAGAUGCAGACACAACUCAGGACGCCGCACCAGAACAAGCCGAGCCCAUUUCCUUUCUCAGCUUCAUUCAUGCCCUUCAUGCAUGGAAGCGCCAGAUGGCUCUGUGGGCUGCCUUCUACCGCUCGCGAUGUGUCAAAGACAAGGACAAAGACAUGAAAGACAAGCCCGACCGCCCAGGAGCUCCUCCUGAACCAGAAGACGAAAUGGGACAGAUCCAGAAAGAAAUCUUGUCGCGUUGCCCCGGAAAUGCAGUACAAGAGACCGCCAAAGUCCGAAAAACCAUGAAGAAUUACUUCAGAAAGAAGAAAACAAUCGACGUGGCCAAGAAGCUGCAAACAGCAGUGAAAGAUUUGAUCAAAAGACGCCUGCUGCUGGAGAUCAAGCCAAGGAAAGAGCAACAGGCUGCGAAUGAGGAAGCGGGCGACAAAGCUGCCGAAGACACAAAGGCAGCGCAGUGA